Molecule: messenger RNA, 576 nt
Organism: Prunus armeniaca (apricot)
Lineage: Eukaryota; Viridiplantae; Streptophyta; Magnoliopsida; Rosales; Rosaceae
Source: the annotation of a GenBank genome assembly
AUGUCAUCUCUCGGGGAAGAGUACCCUGACAAUACUCUUACAUUUAUGCUUCUUGCUAUAGAACAGGCAAAGGUGGCUAUGGACUGCUUCGAAGUUCCUGUUGGCUGUGUGAUUGUUGAAGAUGGCAAGGUCAUAGCAUCUGGAAGAAAUCGAACAACUGAGACACGAAAUGCUACAAGGCAUGCAGAGAUGGAAGCCAUUGAUACCCUUCUUGAGCAGUGGAGAGAAAAGAGGCUUUCACAGUCAGAAGUUGCCAAAACUUUUUCAAAAUGUAAACUUUAUGUUACAUGUGAACCAUGUAUAAUGUGUGCAGCGGCUUUAUCAUUCAUUGGAAUAAAGGAAGUAUUUUAUGGCUGUGGCAAUGAUAAAUUUGGCGGGUGUGGAUCAAUAUUGUCAUUGCACUCAAGUAGCUCUGAGCCACUCAUUGGUGGUGGAGCUCCAAGAGGUAAAGGAUUCAAAUGCAAUGGAGGGAUAAUGGCAUCAGAAGCAGUCUCUCUUUUUCGUAGUUUUUACGAGCAGGGAAAUCCUAAUGCUCCAAAGCCUCAUAGGCCUCUUGCUCAACAGGCAACACAAUGA